CACGUGAAAAUAAGCAAAACAAGAAAAAUUUGAAGGCGAUUUUGAGAAAUAUCAACUUCUUCCUCGGAUCAGAUAUCCAGCAUCUCUGAUUCUUCUUCUUCAUUAUUUGAUGCCUCAAGUCAGAAUCAGGCCAUCGUUGGACCUGCUGGACUUUAACCACUUUCACACUAGCAACACACACAGGUCCCACGGUAACCAAACAAAAGGAACAUAUGAAUUCCUUCAUCUCUUUUGUUUUGAUAUUUCCUCCGGGAAUUUCUUCAAACGGCUAAUGCGCAAAAUUCCUAUUGACAAUCUUCACAGGAAUGUAGACGGAGUAGAACAAAAAUAUUUCACAUGUAAUUAGCCCAAAAAUAGCAGCAAAAAUUCAAUAUCAACUAUCAACGUACCACAAGUAAAAACGAAAAGGAGAGGACAAAACCACGUUGGGAUUUAUUGCCCCUUAUUUUCUUCUCCCACUUUCUCAAUUCUAUCCUUCACUUCUAUCUCUCUCUUUCUGGCCUCUACACAAAAUCCAGGAUCUACCGUGACUCUCCGGUGUUGGACGGGAAGUGUUUUCACCAAUUCUCCGUAGGAAAGGCAGCAUAGCAUCAAGAUCAGGGCAGCCUCACGCAACGGCAACUCACCUAGGAUAAUUCCAAUUACGAUUACGGUUUUGAAGCUUCAACCAAGCAUCCCUUCAGUCAUUUCAUUCAAGGAAGAAGUCUAGCCCAAUGGAAGUGGAGGCUAGUUUUAGGGUGGCAUCUCGUAUCAAUUGCAAAGCGGCGCCGUAUCGCAAUCCAAUCUGCAAUUAUCGAACCUUAAACCUCCGUUUUCCCUACCAUCACCGUCUUCCCCACCUCUCAAAUGCUUCAUUUUACACUCUCAAAAGCUGCUACUGCAAAGCCAUUGUAAAAGAGAGCAGUACUGAAGUUGUAGAAAAAGGAAGGAAGAUGUAUUCACAUGAUAUAAAGCUCUCAAGCCUUACGGCUCUGUGUCCUCUUGAUGGACGUUAUUGGGCUAAGGUCAAGGAGCUAGCUCUUUUUAUGAGUGAAUAUGGUUUAAUUCGCUUUAGGGUUUUAGUUGAGGUGAAAUGGUUGUUAAAACUUUCUCAAAUUCCUGAAAUUCCUGAGGUUCCAAGCUUCUCUAAAGAUACUGAGGCUUAUUUGCAAGGCUUGAUUGAUGGAUUUAGCUUGGAUGAUGCCAUGGAAGUCAAGAAAAUUGAGAAGGUGACUAACCAUGAUGUCAAGGCAGUGGAAUAUUUUUUGAAGCAAAAGUGCCAGUCACACCCAGAGAUAGGAAAGGUGGUAGAGUUUUUCCACUUUGCCUGUACAUCUGAAGACAUUAACAAUCUUGCUCAUGCACUUAUGCUGAAAGAAGCUCUUUCUAUGGUGAUGAUACCUGCUAUGGAUGAAGUGAUUUCAGCUAUAAGUGACAUGGCUAUGGAAAAUGCUCACAUUCCUAUGCUUUCUCGCACCCAUGGGCAGCCAGCUUCACCUACGACCUUGGGAAAGGAAAUGGCAAUUUUUGCAUUCAGGUUAAGUCGGGAAAGGCAAGAUAUUUCAAAAGUUAAAAUACUUGGGAAGUUUGCUGGUGCUGUUGGAAACUAUAAUGCACAUCUUGUGGCGUACCCUGAUAUCAAUUGGCCGCAAGUUGCAGAGGAAUUUGUGACAUCUCUUGGAAUUGAUUUCAAUCCCUAUGUGCCUCAAAUUGAACCUCAUGACUACAUGGCCAAACUUUUUCAUUCUAUAAUCCAGUUCAACAACAUUCUAGUUGAUUUUGAUAGAGACAUCUGGGGAUAUAUCUCUUUAGGUUACUUCAAGCAGAUAACCAAAGCUGGUGAGAUUGGAUCUUCUACAAUGCCUCACAAGGUUAACCCAAUUGAUUUUGAAAAUAGUGAAGGAAAUCUUGGAGUGGCUAAUGGAGGUUUGUCCCAUUUAAGCAUGAAGUUACCUAUUUCACGCUGGCAGAGGGACUUGACUGAUUCUACUGUUCUGAGAAACAUGGGUGUAGGUUUAGCACAUUCUCUUCUAGCCUACAGGAAUACAUUAAUGGGCAUUGGAAAGCUUCAGAUCAAUGAAGCUUCCCUGAGUGAAGACUUGAACCACACAUGGGAGGUGCUUGCAGAGCCAAUACAAACUGUCAUGCGAAGAUAUGGUGUCCCAGAGCCUUACGAAAAAUUGAAGGAGGUAACAAGAGGAAGAGUGGUGACCCAAGAGAGCAUGAGAGAAUUUAUUAAGAACCUGGAUAUACCAGGAGAUGCAAAGAUGAUGCUCUUGAAUUUAACACCCCAAACUUAUGUUGGAGCAGCGGCUGAAUUGGCAAAAAACAUAAAGACAGCCAUAAAUUUAGUGAAUGGAUUGACCGCUUAAGUUGUGAGAAAUUAUUUCAUACACAUUUGUUUUUCUCAUUUCUACUAAUCAAAUCGAGGGACUACUAAGCACUUGAAAUUUUGGCACGAGAGUUGCAAAACAGCCUUUUUGCUUUCCUCAAUGUGCACUUACCCAAGAUGUGAAUUUUCUUUCGCAUUCUCUUGUCAAGAGAAUUGUGAUUGAACCUUCCAUAGUUCAAGCUUGAAUUGAAAUUGUGGGUUCAAACUCGAGCCCAAUUCGAA
Messenger RNA from Coffea arabica (coffee), 2593 nucleotides. RefSeq lists its product as uncharacterized. NCBI's taxonomy places the organism in Eukaryota, Viridiplantae, Streptophyta, Magnoliopsida, Gentianales, Rubiaceae. The record is from RefSeq and is a predicted model, not a curated record. Gene Ontology annotation, molecular function: N6-(1,2-dicarboxyethyl)AMP AMP-lyase (fumarate-forming) activity. Gene Ontology annotation, biological process: IMP biosynthetic process.